This is a messenger RNA of Plectropomus leopardus (leopard coralgrouper), 1791 nucleotides long. Its product is annotated as dnaJ homolog subfamily B member 9-like. Gene Ontology annotation, biological process: ERAD pathway. Gene Ontology annotation, cellular component: endoplasmic reticulum. Lineage: Eukaryota; Metazoa; Chordata; Actinopteri; Perciformes; Serranidae. The record is from RefSeq and is a predicted model, not a curated record. Gene Ontology annotation, molecular function: protein-folding chaperone binding; misfolded protein binding.
AACUGCUAGCUUUCGUUUCGCAUCAGCUGGAGCUUGUUGGAGGCUGUUUGACGUGUCCUGCGGCUGUUUUCGACCCUCUCUCCAGCCGCAAAGGAGCCGAAACCAGCAGUAUGGCCACAGCGCAGUCGGUGUUGCUGCUAGCGGUUCAUGUCCUGCUCAUCUCAGAGUUCAUCCUGGCCAAGAGGGACUACUACGACAUACUGGGGGUGCCCAGAGAUGCCUCUGAGCGCAUGAUCAAGAAAGCCUUCCACAAGCUGGCCCUCAAGUACCAUCCGGACCGAAACAAGGGCCCAGACGCCGAAGCCAAGUUCAGGGAGAUAGCAGAGGCAUAUGAGACGUUAUCAGAUGAUAAGAGGAGGCGGGAGUAUGACCAGUUUGGCCAUGGCCCGUCACCAGGAGAGGGCCACGGAGGAAGUGGAGGCGGCUAUAAUUUCCACCAGCACUACCAGUCCUUCAACUUUGAUGACAUUUUCAAAGACUUUGACACUUUUGGACAGCAACACCAGCACCACUUUCACUCCCACGGUCAACAAACCCACCAAAAGAGACACUUUGACGGCCACUUCCAGGCCCACCGGGAGUCCAUGAACAGACAGAGGAGGCAGUUUCAGCAGGGAGGCUUCGGAGGAGGACUCUUUGACGACAUGUUUGAGGACUUGGAGAAGAUGUUCUCCUUUAACGCACACGGUUCCAGGACUGAUAGCAGAUUCCACGGCUCGGGGAAGCAGCACUGCAGGACAGUGACUCAGCGGAGGGGUAACAUGGUAACCACCUUUACUGACUGCUCCUGAGACAGAGAGGGCAGCCACUUAGGACACUGCUGGGUUUUGAGGUUGUGGUUUUGGAAUUUAAUGCUAAUUUAUCACUUGGUGGAAUAAGGAUUGGUUUGUGUGGCUUUUGUAGUUUUCUGUAUGUAAUUUCCUGCAGGAACAAAUAUCCAAGAUGGCCUGAUAAAAGGCUGCUUCCAAGCAAUAACUCACUCUUAUUAUUGCUUAUAGCACAGUCCAUAAUUUAGCUUUCAAGGUUCAUUAUGUUUACCCGUAAUGGUACAAUCUAUGAGACUCAGGUAUGGCCUAACAGUGACAGAUAAUUUCAAUCAAAAAAAUACUUAAUACUUUAUUUUUAGAGCAACAAGGCAAUAAAAAAAACAGUAAUUCUGCAGCUAUCCAGGCCAUACUAUUAUCAUGCUCUCUGCAGCGUUUCACUAAUGCAAAACCAGGCUCAUCAAGUGUACUCUGCACUUGUACAAUUAAUUGGUUUUCAUUCGUUAGUUAAAGAUUGGCAAAAAAUAUCUUUCCUUUUUUGAAUUUAUAGCACUUGGAGCUUUCCAUCCUGAGAUGUGUGCAAGAUGGCCAUUAUCAACUGUUACCUCGUUUUUAGUUUCUUCCUACAGAGUCGCAUCUACCUUCACUGGAUCAGUGCAGGAAAUCAACGUCAGUCCCAUGACAAAUGCUGGUAGCCACAUGCAGAAUUUGUGUAAUCUGUUAGCUGUUUUGUAAUCAGUUGCUUUGAUUGUUAAAAAAAAAAAAAAAAAAAAAAAACUGCGGUCAUCUACCAGUAAAGCUGAACGGGCUGAAAAGUUUCCUGAACUGAUCUUAAUGUGCAAUAUUAAGCACCUUUGCUCUUCAUGUUGCCUAUCUGUCAUAGACAGUGCUGUUUUGAUGACAUUGUCUUAUGUCUGCACUUUGUGUGUGUGUGAGUGUGUGUAAGUGUGUGUGCACACUGAGAGUGGCCUGAAUGUUGACUGGUUGCAUAAUGUUUUAAGACUGAAUAAAAAGUUUCAAUAGCAAA